GGGGGAGCACGGCCGUUCAUGGGAACUCCGAGGCCGGGCAGCGCAGAGGCGGAGCGAAGGGCCUGGCCUGGCGGCGAGGUGGAGGGUGAGGAGCUGGCAGAUGGGGGGCUCUGGGAGGAAAACGGAGCAGCAGGAGUCGGAUUUCAGCCCGGCUUGGAGGCUCGCCACGACUCACUGAGCGCCGGCCGGAGUGAGAGCUGCCUUUGUUCCACUUGGGCUGCGAGCCGUGAGGGAGAAAGCCGCCGCCGCCGCCGCUUCCAUGCCAGGAGCUGAACCCGGCGUCUGGCCGUGAAGAGCGACUUGCCCAAAAUGCCCCCCAACCAUUCCCGGCGGCCCUGGACUUCGCUGCUCCUGUGUCCCUUGCUCCCUGCUCUUCUAGCGGCGCAGGUCCUAGAAGAAAGAGGGUCCAAGGAGCACCUCGAUCUCACUGAGCUCAUAGGAGUGCCACUUCCACCUUCUGUCUCCUUUAUUACUGGCUAUGGAGGGUUUCCAGCAUACAGUUUUGGACUGGACGCUAACAUUGGCCGUCUGACAAGGAUGCUGAUACCUCAGCCAUUCUACAGAGAUUUUGCUAUCACUGUUACAGUCAAACCAAACAGCGACCGUGGAGGUGUAUUGUUUGCUAUAACUGAUGCCUUUCAGAAGACAAUUUACUUGGGAACCAGACUAUCGCCUGUGGAGGAUAGCACCCAGAGAAUAAUUGUAUACUACACUGAACCAGGUUCUCACAUAUCCCGAGAGGCUGCAUCAUUUAAAGUCCCAGUGAUGACCAACAAAUGGAAUCGCUUUACUAUAGCUGUACAGGGGAAUGACAUUGUUUUGUUUAUGGACUGUGAAGAAUAUCACAGGGUGCAGUUUCAGAGAUCAGCUCAGGCCCUGUUAUUUGAAUCCAGCUCCGGUAUAUUUGUUGGGAAUGCUGGAGCCACAGGACUGGAAAGAUUUACUGGCUCCAUCCAGCAGCUAACAAUCAAACCGGAUCCAAGGGCUACUGAGGACCAGUGUGAGGAAGAUGACCCAGAUGCUUCAGGAGAAAGCAGCGGCCACAACACCAUUCAGGAACAGGAGGGUAUCCCUGAGACACAAGAAAUCAUUCGGCCCUCACAAGCCCCACAAUUGUUACGGAAUUUAUCUGAAGAAACUACUGCAGGACCAGUUGGAGCACCACCCACCAUGCCACCUCAUUCUGAAGAGAUGGAUUUCUCAGGACAUCAUCUCUUAGAAGAAACAUUGGGCCCAACUAAAGUCAAAGAGCAAGGUUUAACCACUACAGAAAUUAGUAAACAGGAAAAUGAAUCUACCACUAUAGCUCAGGAAAUAUUAAAAACAACUCCUGAACCUUUUGAUGGUGUUCUGCAAGUUACAGGCAGAGAAAAGGGCCAAAAAGGUGAAAAAGGUCAAAAGGGAAAGGAAGGACCAUCAGGAGGACCAGGAGAAGCAGGACUGGAACAAGCACAACCUGGCACUAGAGGACCACCUGGGCUUCCUGGGAAACCUGGACAGGAUGGUAAACUUGGCAUUCCUGGCAAGGAUGGAUUACCAGGUAAACCAGGGCCUCAGGGCCCUCCAGGAAUAAAGGGGGAUCCUGGUCUUACAGGAGAAAAAGGAGAAAAGGGAGAUGCUGGCAUUGGAUUACCAGGCCCCCCUGGACUUCCAGGGCCUCCUGGACUACCUGCUCCAUCGAGGGGAUUUAAAAGAAUGGAAAUGGAAGGCUCUGGAUCUGGGGACUUUGAUAGAGAUGUAGGACUUCCUAGAGGUGCACCUGGACCUCCAGGUCUUCCAGGUUUGCCUGGUGUGCCAGGAGUGCCAGCACCAGAUUCAAAUGCAGGAGUCCCUGGGUUGCCAGGAGAAAAUGGGAAAGAUGGAGCAGCUGGGGAACCGGGUCCUCGUGGUCCUCCUGGUCGUCCUGGUCAAGAUGGAUUGGUUGGCUCUGCAGGAAUGAGGGGAGAAAAAGGCGAUCAAGGUCUUCAGGGAUCAGCUGGACCAAAGGGAGACACUGGAGAUACUGGAUCACCAGGCCCCAAAGGGCAGGCAGGAGCUGAUGGGAAGCCUGGGAAACUAGGACCCCCAGGACCCCCGGGACCUCCAGGACCAAAUAGCUCAGGCUAUGGAUUUGGAUUUGAGGAUAUGGAGGGCUCGGGCAUCAUUGGUUUAUCAAGAGGUCUCGGAACCCCAGCAUCAAGGGGGCCAAGUGGUCCAGUGGGAGAGACUGGUUUACAAGGACCAAUGGGACCAAAGGGAGAAAAAGGUGACAAUGGACUACUGGGUGUCCCUGCUUUAAAGGGAGAACAAGGCCCAGAAGGAAGGCCUGGAUUUCCUGGUGUUGCUGGGCGCCCUGGAGAGGCAGGGGCAAAAGGAGAUAAGGGUGACCCAGGACCCAAGGGUGAACCAGGACAAGAUGGUGCCAGCGUUGUGGGGCCACAAGGGCCACCUGGACCACCAGGUCCCAUUAUAACCAUUCCUAUGUCACUCUUCAAUGCUUCAGAUGAAAGUUUUAACGUUGCAGGAAUCAAGGGACUUGUUGGGCCUCCAGGUCCAGAUGGUAAGCCUGGCCUGCCAGGAUUUCCUGGCCCCAGGGGACCAAAAGGAGACAUUGGGCUACCUGGUUUACUAGGGCAAAAGGGAAAGCAGGGUGAAAAAGGUGAGCCAGGAGCUAUCUUUGCUUCAACGGAAUCAUUAACAGAACUGAUAAGAAGACCCGGAGAGAAGGGAGAACCUGGAGCGAUGGGUCUAGCUGGACCAAUGGGACCAACUGGACCUCCAGGACCUAAAGGAGAACUUGGUUUCCCUGGCUGGCCUGGACGUCCCGGCCUGAAUGGACUAAAAGGCAUAAAAGGUGAACGGGGUGUAACAUUAUAUGGCCCCCCUGGUUUGCGUGGAUUACCUGGCCCACCUGGACCCCCAGGCCAUGUAGUGUACAUUAAAGGAACAGUUUUCCCAAUUUCUCCCAGGCCCCACUGCAAAACAACAGUAGGCACUGCUUCCCCUGGAAACCAAGAAGUGGCUGAUGGUUCCUGGACUGAAAGUGGUCCACUGGGCAUCAAAGGUGAAAAAGGAGACAGAGGUCCAUCAGGGCCACCAGGUCCUCCUCUGCCAUCAGCGUAUUUCAGCCAGUUAAACAUCAUGAAGGGUGAGAAAGGAGAAACUGGCCUUAAAGGAGAAAAAGGAGAACCAAAUGGAGGAUUUUUUAUGUCAGGACCUCCUGGACUGCCUGGAAGACCAGGACCAGUGGGACCAAAAGGAGAUACAGUUGUUGGGCCUAGAGGCCCUCCAGGGGUACCUGGAUUACCUGGUCCUCCAGGGUUUGGACCAGUUGGGCCUCCUGGUCCCCCAGGGCCACCAGGACUGCCAGGGCCUCCAGCAAUUUAUGGCUCAGCAGCAGCUGUGCCAGGCCCACCAGGGCCUCCUGGAGAACCUGGAUUACCAGGGACCAGGAACUUGGUCACAAGACUUAGAAAUGUUGACUCUAUGCUACAAAAUGUUCACUUAGUGUCAGAAGGCACAUUGAUCUAUCUUAGUGAAACCAGUGAGGUAUUUAUCCGUACUCAAGGUGGAUGGAAAAAACUGCAGCUUGGUGAACUGGUUCCCAUCCCUGCUGACAGUCCCCCACCUCCAGCAAUUUCAAGCCUAGGAUUUCAACCCCUUCCAGCACCAAUUCCAGCUUCAAGUACUGACAGUGGAAGGCCAAGCCUUCAUCUGGUGGCUUUGAACUCUCCAUUUUCUGGUGACAUGCGAGCUGACUACCAGUGCUUUCAACAAGCUCGGGCUGCUGGGUUAAUCUCAACGUACAGAGCUUUUGUGUCUUCACAUCUGCAAGAUCUCUUGACAGUUGUCAGGAAAGCAGACCGGUAUCAUUUGCCCAUAGUUAAUCUUAAGGGAGAAACAUUGUUUAAUAAUUGGGAGUCAAUCUUUUCUGGCAAUGGGGCACAGUUUGACCUCCGGAUUCCAAUAUACUCUUUUGACGGUAGGAAUGUCAUGACAAAUCCAGCAUGGCCUCAAAAAGUCAUCUGGCAUGGUUCGAGUCCACACGGAAUAAGACUAAUUAGCAACUAUUGCGAAGCCUGGAGGACAGCAGAUCUGGCGGUUAUGGGACAAGCCUCACCCCUGAAGUCUGGGAAGCUCUUGGAUCAAAAAGCAUAUAGCUGUAGCAACAGGUUUAUCACUCUUUGUAUUGAAAACAGUUCUAUCUCAGACAUAUGAAGGAAACAAAUUGCCUCUUUUUUCCCCACAUAAACAUUUUAUUACAAAAAUUUUGCCACUGAAAUGCAAUUUUAAAAUUAUGUAAAUAGUUAUCCUUGCAUUCUUUAAAAAAUCAUAACCAAAGAAAGCAUACCUCAGUGCAGAAUCAUAUUCUACAAUGAUGAAAUUCAUUCUUCUGAAAUAUUUAAACCUCAUGCAGAAACUGUGUAGGAGACCAGCUGGGCUGAGCCACUGCACAAGUGCCAGGGCACUACAGGACUGAUCCCCUUUAUAAGCCUGCUUGGGGGUUGUUGCUAAAACAUUUGAUGGGGAUAUCAAGUAUCGUAUGCAAGCGAAGGGGAUCACACUUACAUUGUAUGUUGUUCCAGUGGGCCUAAAACAAAUAGUCUCCAGAGCAGAAGAGAUGUAGUUGCUACUUUAGCCUGUAAGGUUCCACAAACCUUUCUGCUGGGUAAAAACAGUUGAACUUCAGUGGCUUAUUGGCUUCAUAUUCUAUUUGCAUACAAACCCUAAAUCAGGGUGCAAAGAGCUAUUUCAGGUAGACCCUGUGUAUUUUGCCUUUUUCUUUCUUUUGCAUGCCACAAUACUACACAGAAAAAUGGAAAUGGACUGCCUUCAAGUCAAUCGCGACUUAUGGCUACCCUAGGAAUAGGGUUUUCCUGGUAAGCAGUAUUCAGAGGGGAUUUACCAUUGCCUCCCUCUGAGGCUAGUCCUCCCCAGCUGCCUGGGGAGGACUAGCUUGCCACAGCUGCACAAGCCAGCCCCUUCCUUGUCCGCAACUGCCAGAUGGGGGGGCAACUGGGCUCCUUGGGACUAUGCCGCUUGCCCACGGCUGCACAGGUGACAGGGCACGUAACUCCUCAGCCACUCACUGUGGGGUGAUCUUUAGCUGGCCCUUGACACCCAGGAGACAUGAGCGGGGAUUUGAACUCACAGACUCUGGCCUUCGAGCCAGGCUGUCUUCCCCACUGUGCUGUACUACUACACAGAAAACUGAUUCUUAAAUACCCCCUCAGUUUCAAAAUCAGGUUGCUAUACAUCAUAGGAAACUGCUAUUUGAGAAGCACAAGUUCUGAUCCCUCUUCCAUUUAUGGAACUAGCUGCAUAGUUCUUAGGGCCAGAUUUGAGAAACUAGAAUCCUACAAAGCCAUUUCCCUAAAAUCUUCCUUUAAGUAGGAAACAAGUUUGAAUGUAAUUGACCUUGGAUUAAACCAUCUUCCCCUCACCCAUCUUUGCAUGUGGGCAGUACAAGGAAGGUGAAUUUCACUCAUAUGGAAAUGGAAUCAAAUGCAUAUUUUGGUGCUAUUGUGGUCUAGAAAAACCCAGACAAUGCUGAAAGAUCACUCUAAUAAUGUUAAUAGCUGAUACCCAAAGGGCACAUAGAGCACUUACAUGCAUCAUGGGACUUCUGAAAUCUACAGCCUUCCAAUAGUAGUCUUCCCUGCAAAAUCCAAGGGGAACUUCAGGAGUGGCAUCUAAUGCAACAUGAAGAAUUACAGUUUGGAAAAAGAAAACAGGGAAUCCCUGAUGUGGAUGUAGAAUCAUUUUGAAUCCCAACCAAUAUGUAAUACUGUGCAAAACUGUCCUCAGUUAAUUUACUUGCAGGUGCAGCAUAAUGUGUUUAUGUAUCCCAUUGCAGCUUAGAGAAAGCUGCUUACUGCAACAAGAAUUGUAGAACGAAGACAGGGAGAUGUCAUAUUUUCAUUCAGAUAGAUACUGAAUUAUUAUCCCACGUAAGUGAAAUGCAGAUUUGCUUUUUUCUCUCUCCUCACCUCCUUCAGUUGUCCAUUAGAACUAAUUUGUAGUUUGUAGGACUAGUUGGUGAAUCACUUGAUGACCUCACAGAGACAGUAUUGCCUUGGUGCUGUAGACAUUUUGUCUCUCUGUAUUGUUGCACAGUAUAUUAUAAGAAGCUUUACACUUAUAAUUGUCGUAACACUAUAACAGCAGGCAAUAAUAGCUAUUUUGAAACAUACACUCAUAGCUCUACUUUAUAAUGAUCUCUAUGACUUGUUUUCCAUAAAACCAGUUAUUUAAUAGCUAUUUGUAAAUCAAAAGCUGUUUUCUUUAAGUGUCCUUAUCAUUAUAACCAAUGUUUUUUUUAUGAUGUAAAAAUGUGAAAUCUAGUUCUAUUUUU
This is a messenger RNA of Rhineura floridana, 6334 nucleotides long. RefSeq names its product collagen type XV alpha 1 chain (gene COL15A1). Gene Ontology annotation, cellular component: basement membrane. The record is from RefSeq and is a predicted model, not a curated record. Lineage: Eukaryota; Metazoa; Chordata; Lepidosauria; Squamata; Rhineuridae. Bases 310 to 4197 code for a protein of 1295 amino acids. The transcript is spliced from 43 exons.